Echinops telfairi (small Madagascar hedgehog) is the source of this 1642-nucleotide messenger RNA. Its product is annotated as septin-7-like. Gene Ontology annotation, molecular function: molecular adaptor activity; GTPase activity; GTP binding. Lineage: Eukaryota; Metazoa; Chordata; Mammalia; Afrosoricida; Tenrecidae. The record is from RefSeq and is a predicted model, not a curated record. Gene Ontology annotation, cellular component: microtubule cytoskeleton; cell division site; septin complex. Gene Ontology annotation, biological process: cytoskeleton-dependent cytokinesis; cilium assembly.
AGAUCCACUGCUGCUGAGGAGAGGAGCGUCAACAGCAGCACCAUGGCUCAACAGAAGAACCUUGAAGGCUACGUGGGAUUUGCAAAUCUCCCAAAUCAAGUAUACAGAAAAUCAGUGAAGAGAGGGUUUGAAUUCACACUUAUGGUAGUAGGUGAAUCUGGACUGGGAAAGUCGACAUUAAUCAACUCAUUAUUCCUCACAGAUUUGUAUUCUCCAGAGUAUCCUGGUGCUUCCCAUAGGAUAAAAAAAACUGUACAGGUGGAACAAUCCAAAGUUUUAAUCAAAGAAGGUGGAGUGCAGUUACUGCUCACAAUAGUUGAUACUCCGGGAUUUGGAGAUGCAGUGGAUAAUAGUAAUUGCUGGCAGCCUGUUAUCGAUUACAUUGAUAGUAAGUUUGAGGACUACCUAAAUGCAGAAUCUCGAGUGAAUAGAUGACAGAUGCCUGACAACAGAGUACAGUGUUGUUUAUACUUCAUUGCUCCUUCAGGACAUGGACUUAAACCACUGGAUAUUGAGUUUAUGAAGCGCUUACAUGAAAAAGUGAAUAUCAUCCCACUUAUUGCCAAAGCAGACACACGCACACAAGAGGAAUGCCAACAGUUUAAAAAACAGAUAAUGAAAGAAAUCCAAGAGCACAAAAUUAAAAUAUAUGAAUUUCCAGAAACAGAUGAUGAAGAAGAAAAUAAGCUUGUUAAAAAGAUAAAGGACCGUUUACCUCUUGCUGUGGUAGGUAGUAAUACUAUCAUUGAAGUUAAUGGCAAAAGGGUCAGAGGAAGGCAGUAUCCUUGGGGUGUUGCUGAAGUUGAAAAUGAACAUUGUGACUUUACAAUUCUAAGAAAUAUGUUGAUAAGAACACACAUGCAGGACUUGAAAGACGUCACCAAUAAUGUGCACUAUGAGAACUACAGAAGCAGAAAACUAGCAGCUGUGACUUAUCAUGGGGUUGAUAACAACAAGAAUAAAGGACAGCUUACAAAGAGCCCUCUGGCACAAAUGGAAGAGGAAAGGAGGGAGCAUGUUGCCAAGAUGAAGAAGAUGGAGAUGAAGAUGGAGCAAGUAUUUGAGAUGAAGGUCAAAGAGAAGGUUCAGAAACUGAAGGACUCUGAAGCUGAGCUCCAGCGGCGUCAUGAGCAAAUGAAAAAGAAUUUGGAAGCACAGCACAAAGAAUUGGAGGAAAAGCGACGUCAGUUUGAGGAUGAGAAAGCAAACUGGGAAGCUCAACAACGUAUAUCAGAACAACAGAACUCUUCCAGAACCUUGGAAAAGAACAAGAAGAAAGGGAAGAUCUUUUAAACCCUCUAUAGACCACCAGUUACGUAUUAGUUGCCAAUAUGCCAGCUUGGACAUCAGUGUUUGUUGGAUCCGUUUGACCAAUUUGCACCAGUUUUAUCCAUAAUGAUGGAUUUAACAGCAUGACAAAAAUUAUUUUUUUGUUGUUCUUGAUGGAGAUUAAGAUGCCUUGAAUUGUCUAGGUUUAUUGUGUACUUAGAAAGUAACAACUCUAAGUACCUUUCCUACUUUUCUUUUUUUUAUUAAACAGAUGUUUCAAUUUAAUGCAAGAGAACAUAUUACUGUUGUACAAUCAUGUUCUGGUGGUUUGAUUGUUUACAGGCUAUUCCAAAAUAAAGGACUCUGGAAGGUU